AUGAAUGUAUCAGUCAUCGACAACCCAUAUCUAAUCCCCUUUGAUGAUACCUAUAUAUUGUACGAUGCCAGAGAUCCAAUUUCAUUUAUAAGUGCAUAUUUCUCAUUAUUACCAGUAGGUGUAUUGGUAUUUUACUUAUCAUGGUUUAUUACCACUAGAGAAAUGGAAGCUUGUAUCAUUGCAGGAGGACAAGUAGCUAACGAAAUAUUUAACAAUAUCAUAAAAAAUAUAAUUAAACAGCCUAGACCGUAUUCAUUUGGAGAAACAUUUCAAAAUGGUACCAUGAGAUCAGGGUAUGGUAUGCCAAGUGCACACUCGCAAUUUAUGGGGUUCUUCUUCGUAUAUACUAGUUUAAGGUUUGCUUUAAGAUGGAAGGGAUUAAAUCAAGUUAAAAGAAUGGCAGGUAUAAUUACUAUGGGGACAUUGGCAUUUAUGGUAUGUUUUUCUCGAGUGUAUUUAAAAUAUCAUACGUUAGAACAAGUAUUAGUCGGAUUUUCAAUUGGACUGGUAUCAGGAUCAUCAUAUUUUUUCAUUGUUGGAAUAUUAAGAGAGAUUGGGAUAUUGGAAUGGGUAUUACAGUUGGGGAUUUGUAAAAUGUUAUAUAUGAAAGACUCAUGUAAUCUCGCACCUAUCACUUUAAAGGAAGAAUACGAAAUGUAUUUAGCUAGAGUUGAACCGAUUGCUAAUAAAAGCAAGAGCGAUGUCAAGGAUAAGACCAAAAUGAAUAAAAACCAAUAG
Vanderwaltozyma polyspora DSM 70294 is the source of this 738-nucleotide messenger RNA. It is a transcript of the gene CAX4, whose product is annotated as dolichyldiphosphatase. Gene Ontology annotation, molecular function: sphingosine-1-phosphate phosphatase activity. NCBI's taxonomy places the organism in Eukaryota, Fungi, Ascomycota, Saccharomycetes, Saccharomycetales, Saccharomycetaceae. The transcript has a single exon. The record is from RefSeq and is a predicted model, not a curated record. The coding region runs from base 1 to 738 and encodes 245 amino acids.